AUGCUGUGCUCUUCUGCUUUUAACAACGGAUCUGCUUACUCUGUUAACCUUCUUGCUGGUUACCCGGCCUUUUACGGGCUGUUUGCUGUUGUCUCUUACUGGUCACAGGUCAUGCUCCUCGACUGCCCGCCUUCCCUCCCUCUCCACCCUUUCGCCUUUCUCCAACAGUCUCGACCACGCUUCUGUUAA
Molecule: messenger RNA, 189 nt
Organism: Ascochyta rabiei
Lineage: Eukaryota; Fungi; Ascomycota; Dothideomycetes; Pleosporales; Didymellaceae
Exons: 1
Coding region: 1-189 (62 amino acids)
Source: RefSeq, a predicted model, not a curated record